AUGUUUCGUAAUGGAUACUCGUGCGUUCCCAUCGCUUUAUCCGAAGGGUUAGAUAUACGUUUGAGUAAAGCUGUCAAAGAAAUUCACUACGGGCCAGACGGUGUGGAAAUCGUGACGUCAAAUGGUAAAAACGAAGACGAUGGUACGGAAUCAUUCAAGGGUGACGUUGCACUUUGUACUUUACCCUUGGGAGUAUUAAAACAUUCCGUAUCGAACGAUGGUUCGACGACAGGAAACAACGGACAAAACAUCGUUAAAUUCAUACCGUCCUUACCUAAUUGGAAAGUUGCAUCCAUCGAACGUUUAGGUUUUGGAAACUUAAACAAAGUUGUUUUAUGUUUCGAUAGAAUAUUUUGGGAUCCGGAAUCGAAUUUGUUCGGACACGUCGGAAGCACAACGGCUAGCAGAGGAGAAUUAUUUCUUUUUUGGAAUUUAUAUCAUGCUCCUGUACUGCUUGCAUUGGUAGCAGGUGAAGCCGCAGCAAUUAUGGAAAAUGUUAGCGAUGACGUCAUUGUCGGAAGAUGCAUUGCCGUUUUAAAGGGUAUUUUUGGAAAUUCUGCCGUACCUCAGCCGAAAGAAACUGUCGUGACCAGAUGGAGAGCAGAUCCUUGGUCAAGAGGUUCAUAUUCAUUCGUUGCCGUUGGAGCUUCCGGUAGCGAUUACGACAUGUUGGCAGCACCCGUUUCAUCAUCUCCUGAUAUUCCUCCGCGUUUAUUUUUCGCCGGUGAGCACACAAUGAGAAAUUAUCCGGCAACAGUACACGGUGCUCUCUUAAGUGGUUUAAGAGAAGGCGGAAGAAUAUCAGAUCAAUUUUUGGGUUGUCCUUAUGCAGCACCGCCAUCAUCAUCAUCAUCAUCAUCACAAAAUGGUAAAAAUCAAACCGGAACUUCAAGCUAG
This is a messenger RNA of Pediculus humanus corporis (human body louse), 897 nucleotides long. Its product is annotated as Peroxisomal N1-acetyl-spermine/spermidine oxidase precursor, putative. The record is from RefSeq and is a predicted model, not a curated record. Bases 1 to 897 code for a protein of 298 amino acids. Lineage: Eukaryota; Metazoa; Arthropoda; Insecta; Psocodea; Pediculidae. The transcript has 4 exons. Gene Ontology annotation, molecular function: oxidoreductase activity.